AUGAAGUUCUAUGUUUAUGUCAUCGUACUUAAACUUCUAAAUGAAAUCCUUCCAGCAAUGGCCAAAGCUGCAAAGAAAGCAUCACCUGCCAAAAAGGACGUAAAAGCAAAGAAAGGAAGCAAAGCUAAAGAUCCUAAUGCUCCAAAGCGUGCUAUGUCGGCUUUCUUUUUCUGGAUGGCUGACAAUCGAGACAGAAUCAAGAAGCCUGGAAUGGGGGUGGCAGAAGUUGCGAAGGCAGCUGGGGUAGAGUGGGGCAAGGUCGCGGACAAAUCGAAGUGGGAGAAGAAGGCUGCCGAAGAUAAGAAGCGCUAUGAGUCAGAAAUGGCUGCGUACAAAGGGAGUGAGUAA
This is a messenger RNA of Angiostrongylus costaricensis, 348 nucleotides long. The record is from the annotation of a GenBank genome assembly. NCBI's taxonomy places the organism in Eukaryota, Metazoa, Nematoda, Chromadorea, Rhabditida, Metastrongylidae.